GUUUAGUGGUUUUUCAUAUGUAGACGGUGCAGAAUAUAAAAUAAUGUUUCCAGUUUUUGAUAUCUUCGAAGGUGAAGCAUGACGGUCUAGCUAUCAUAUCCUCUUCUUUUCUAACAGCAACUACUACUUUCAAGGGCGAACAGCGGCAAACAUUCAAAUAUGUUUACACUGUUGUUUCCUGUUUACAUUUUGUUGCUUUUGUACGAGAAUGAAAUAUUGGCGAUUCGAUGUUAUCAGUGCGAUAGCAAUGAAGAUGAUUCGUGUCCAGCCGGAAGGUUUUUUGAUACGAGACUUAAUGCAAUGAUAGAUUGUGGUAGCUUUUUGUCACACUCACCUGGAACAUUUUGUGUAAAAAUUUAUCAAGAAAGCACUGGUUGGCAUUCAUGGAUAAAAGUCACACGGACAUGUGGUGCACGAACUGACUAUGGUUUAGCCUGGAGUUGUCGUUACUGGUUUGAAGCACAAGGUGUUUAUAAAGAAGUUUGCUACUGUCAAGAUAGAGAUGGUUGUAAUAAAGCAACAACACGAUUCAUGAAUAACAAACUUUCUUUUCAAGUUAUUUUAUUCUUGACACAAUUUUUAUGUUUUAUUUUAUCAACGAAAUCGAUUUUUUUAUAGAUAACCCUUUAUUAAGCUGUUUAAACUCUAUAUUGUAUAAAAUAGCAUUUUGUUCUUAUUUUACUGUAGAGAUUUCAGUUUGUUAGACUUCAGAACAUUUAAUACAUGUAUAGAAACUGUAAAUCAA
Molecule: messenger RNA, 745 nt
Organism: Schistosoma rodhaini
Lineage: Eukaryota; Metazoa; Platyhelminthes; Trematoda; Strigeidida; Schistosomatidae
Source: the annotation of a GenBank genome assembly